ACCAGUUUUUGUUUCGAGAUUGAUCUAAGAUGAUGCUACUGAAAGACUGCGGAACCCACUUGCUGUUGGUCCUGGUGCUCACGAUACGGGGAUCCUUCUGCGUGCCAGUUCUGGAUGCAGCUCCUGCGGCGGCCACGCCUAACACCGUCGAUGAGGCGGAUAACCUGGUCGAGGGCAGUGGAGAGACUGUCACUGCCCCCCAGGCUGCAGCCCCCUCAACAAACAACGAAACUAUCCCCGCAUCCGCAGACAACUCGGAGGCAGCAGUGCCUGACAACGUGGCCAGCGGGAGCAGCAUUGAUCCCACCACCGUGUACUCGAUCACUCCCGAGGCCUUCCAGCAGUACGUGAGUCAGUAUGGAGCAGCCUUUGCUCCCUACUCAUAUCCGGCUCCCGUUGGGGCAGCAGCACCCGGCAUUUAUCCAUACCCUGGACCCAUUGUGGUGCAGACGGGCUACGAGGGCUUCCUGAUGCCCACCAAUGGCGUUGGGCAGUCGGACAGCACCACUGUGGCGGCACCUGCUCCUCAGCCGGCCUCUUCGAAUCCCCUGCUGGCCCUCGUCUCCAGUCUGAUGCCCACGGUCCUGAUGUCCACGCUCCUCCGCAUCGCCGCCGUGGUUCUGUCCGCCGUAGGGAUCAUCCUCUUUGGCGGCGCCAUUACCAGUGCCCUGUGCAGGGUCACCCCGAUCUGCGAUAUCCCCGCCAGGGCUGUGAACAUCCUGCGCACGGGAGGAGCCCAGGAUGUGGGUCGCAUGCUGGCUGAGGAGAUGACCCCGGAGCGGGUGCGUAGGGCCACGGAAUUCGUGCGCAACGCCAUCCGGAAGUACCAACAACUGCAGAAGUUGGCCGAGGCCUCGGAGGCGAUGACCGAGUUGACCAGUGGGUAUUAGGUUUAGUGCUGGCUCGUAAAUUAGGUGAAAUGCAAAAUAUACUUUUAAUGACGCUAUACAAACGA
This is a messenger RNA of Drosophila biarmipes, 955 nucleotides long. RefSeq lists its product as uncharacterized. The transcript is spliced from 2 exons. NCBI's taxonomy places the organism in Eukaryota, Metazoa, Arthropoda, Insecta, Diptera, Drosophilidae. The coding region runs from base 30 to 890 and encodes 286 amino acids. The record is from RefSeq and is a predicted model, not a curated record.